Strigops habroptila (Kakapo) is the source of this 7629-nucleotide messenger RNA. It is a transcript of the gene PCDH1, whose product is annotated as protocadherin 1. Gene Ontology annotation, molecular function: calcium ion binding. Gene Ontology annotation, cellular component: plasma membrane. The record is from RefSeq and is a predicted model, not a curated record. Gene Ontology annotation, biological process: homophilic cell-cell adhesion. NCBI's taxonomy places the organism in Eukaryota, Metazoa, Chordata, Aves, Psittaciformes, Psittacidae. The coding region runs from base 270 to 3635 and encodes 1121 amino acids. The transcript has 7 exons.
ACCGAGGGACGGAGGCGGGCACGGACGGAGCUGCCCACCGGGGCUGCUUCCAGCCCUGCCGCCGCCGCUCCGCCGAGGAGCCGCAGCCCCGGCCCGGGGAAGGGGGGGCGGUUCCCACGGGACGUUUAGAUUUAUUUUUUGGGGCCCCCCCUCAUUUUUCCCUUUUUUUUUUAUUUUUUUUUUUUUUUAAAUUUGAUUUUCAUUCGUGGAUAACGAUCGAGAGGAGCCGGGGGGGGUGCGGGGAGCCCGGUCCCGGCGGGGAGGAGGCGAUGCAGACGCCGCUGGAUCAGCGCGCAAGGGGCCAGCACGGAGCGCAGCGCCGUCCGCAUCCAACUCCCCUGCAGCACAGGAUGAAACCGCUGGCAUCCUACCUGGGCCUGUGGCUCCUCUUCCAGCUCCCUGCUCUGGUCUCUGGGACACGUGUGGUCUACAAAGUGCAGGAGGAACAACCCCCCAACACCCUCAUAGGGAGCCUAGCCUCUGACUAUGGCUUCCCGGACGUGGGGCACCUCUACAAGCUGGAAGUGGGGGCUCCAUACUUACGUGUGGAUGGCAAGACUGGGGACAUCUACACAACAGAGACCUCCAUCGACCGGGAGAGCUUGCGUGAGUGCCAGCACCUCCUGCCCGGAGACCCCUGCUUCCUGGAGUUCGAAGUGUCCAUCACUGACCUGAUCCUGAACAGCAGCCCACGCCUGCUCGAGGGGCAGAUAGAGGUGCUCGAUAUCAAUGACAACACCCCCAACUUUGCCUCGCCCGUCCUCACCCUCUCCAUCCCUGAAAACACCAACAUCGGGACUCUCUUCCCCAUCCCCCUGGCCAUGGACCGGGACUCGGGCCCCAACGGUGUUGCCUCCUAUGAGCUGACGGCUGGUCCGGAGGCGCAGGAGCUCUUUGGGCUGCAGGUAGCAGAGGAUCAGGAUGAGAAGCAGCCACAGCUGAUCGUCAUGGGGAAUCUGGACCGGGAGCAGUGGGACUCCUAUGAUCUGACCAUCAAGGUGCAGGAUGGAGGCAACCCACCAAGGGCGAGCAGCGCCCUGCUGCGCAUCACCAUCCUGGACAUGAACGACAACGCGCCCAAGUUCGAGAAGGCCCUGUAUGAGGCAGAGCUCUCCGAAAACAGCCCUGUGGGGCACUCGGUCCUGCAGGUGAAAGCCAACGACUCGGACCAGGGCGCCAAUGCCGAGAUUGACUACUCCUUCCACCAAGCCUCAGACAUGGUGCGGCGGCUGCUGCGCCUGGACCGCGCCACGGGGCUCAUCACCGUGCAGGGGCCCAUCGACCGAGAGGACGUCAACAUCCUCAAGUUCUCCGUCAUGGCCAAGGACAAGGGGGCCAACCCCAAGAGCGCCCGCACCCAGGUGGUGGUCACCAUCAAGGACAUGAAUGACAACGCACCCUCCAUAGAGAUUCGGGGUAUAGGGCUUGUCACCCACCAGGAUGGCAUGGCCAACAUCUCGGAGGACGUGCCAGUAGAGACAGCAGUGGCUCUGGUACAAGUGUCCGACCGAGAUGAGGGUGAAAACGCUGUGGUGACCUGCGUAGUGGCGGGUGAUGUCCCGUUCCAGCUGCGGCAGGCUAGUGAAACAGGGAGUGACAGCAAGAAGAAAUACUUCCUGCAGACCACCACGCCUCUGGACUAUGAGUCAGUGAAGGAGUACACCAUUGAGAUCGUGGCGGUGGACUCAGGGAACCCGCCUCUCUCCAGCACCAACUCUUUGAAGGUGCAGGUGAUGGAUGUCAAUGACAAUGCGCCCGUCUUCAGCCAGAGCUUCACUGAGGUGGCAUUCCCCGAGAACAAUGAGCCCGAUGACCUGGUGAUGGAGGUGAGUGCCAGCGAUGCUGACAGUGGCUCCAAUGCCAAGCUAGUGUACUCCUUGGUUACGGAUCCCUCCUCCAAGGGAUCCUUUGCCAUUGACCCUGACUCUGGGGAGAUCCGGGUGAAGGCGGUGCUGGACCGAGAGCAGCGGGAGCGUUAUGAGUUCUUGGUGGUGGCAGCAGACAAGGGCAGCCCCAGCCUCAAGGGCACAGCAUCUGUGGCCGUCAACGUCAUGGACAGGAACGACAACGACCCCAAGUUCAUGCUGAGUGGCUACAACUUCUCAGUGAUGGAGAACAUGCCACCCCUCAGCCCUGUGGGCAUGGUGACGGUGAUUGAUGCUGACAAAGGAGAAAAUGCCCGCAUCCAGCUGUCAGUGGAGCAAGACAACGGGGAUUUUGUCAUCCAGAAUGGCACUGGCACCAUUCUCUCCAGCAUCUCUUUUGACCGGGAGCAGCAGAGCACAUACACUUUCCGACUCAAGGCGGUAGACGGUGGGGAUCCUCCCAGGUCUGCCUACGUGGGGGUGACCAUCAACGUCUUGGAUGAGAAUGAUAAUGCCCCCUUCAUCACUUCACCCUCCAAUGCCACCUACAAACACAUCCUGCCCCACACCAGCCCUGGCCAGCAGGUGAGCAAGGUGAAGGCAGAGGACAUUGACUCUGGUGUCAAUGCAGAGCUGAUCUACAGCAUCACAGGAGGCAACCCCUUCGAGCUCUUCCAGAUCUCCCCGCACAGUGGGGACAUCACCCUGGAGAAGGAGAUCCUGCGCAAGCACCAUGGCCUGCACCGCUUGGUGGUGCGCGUCAACGACAAGGGCAAGCCCUCGCGGCACGGCACGGCGCUGGUGCACUUCUACGUCAACGAGACGCUGGCCAACCGCACGCUGCUGGACACGCUGGUGGGGCACAGCCUGGACACCCCGCUCGACAUAGACAUUGCUGGAGACCCCGAAUAUGAGCGCAGCAAACAGCGAAGCAACAUCCUCUUCGGAGUCAUCGCCGGCAUCGUGGCCGUCACCCUGGUCAUCGUGCUGGUCGUCCUGGUGCGCUACUGCCGGCAGCGGGAGGCCAAGAGCGGCUACCAAGCAGGCAAGAAGGAGACCAAGGACCUAUAUGCACCCAAGCAGGCCAGCAAGAGUGGUAAGAGCAAGAACAAGGUGAAGAAGAGCAAGUCUCCAAAGCCACCCAAGCCCACAGAGGAUGAGGAGGAGACGGGGCUGCAGAAAUCACUCAAGUUCAACCUCAUGAACGACUCUGUCAGCGACAGCCCCCGAAUCCACCUGCCCCUCAACUACCCUCCGGGCAGCCCGGACCUGGGUCGCCACUACCGCUCCAACUCGCCGCUGCCCUCCAUCCAACUGCAGCCUCAGUCGCCCUCUGCCUCCAAGAAGCACCAAGUGGUGCAGGACCUGCCGGCCACCAACACCUUUGUUGGCACCGGGGACAACAACUCGACGGGCUCCGAGCAGUACUCGGACUACAGCUACCGCACCAACCCCCAGAAAUACACCAACAAGCAGUUACCUCAUCGCCGAGUGACGUUCUCUGCAGCCAGCCAGGCUCAGGACCUGCAGGAUCCCUCCCAGCACAGCUACUACGACAGCGGGCUGGAGGAGUCAGAGACCCCGAGCAGCAAAUCAUCGUCAGGGCCCCGCAUUGGGCCACUGGCCCUGCCUGAGGACCACUACGAGCGCACCACACCCGAUGGCAGCAUCGGGGAGAUGGAGCACCCCGAGAACGCUCUCAUCCAUCCUGAUUUGAAGUCGCCUCCAAGUCCCCUGAGCGGAGCAGGCUGUGAAGGGGGUCUGCGCUGAGAUCUCCGGCCUCUGCCCGAUGUAGCCAUGACUGGGACCUGUACCCGGGAGUGCACAGAGUUCGGCCACUCCGAUACCUGCUGGAUGCCCGGCCAGUCCUCCCCCAGCCGCAGGCCCAAGAACGCCCUCAAACUCUCCACUUUUGUGCCUUACCAAGACAGAGGGAGUCAAGAGCAAGUCGGGAAUGGCAGCCCCAGACUCUCAGAAGAGCGCAGCACCAAAAUGGCCAACCUCCGCCUGCUCCCCACGUACAGUGCCUUCUCCAAUAGUAGCCAUGAGCCCUGCAAGGACUCUCCCAUGGAGGAAAUUCCUCUCACCCAGACCUCGGACUUCCAGCCAGCCACCACCCCCUCAUCCCAGACCACCAAGAGGGAGAUCUACCUGUGAGGCUGGGCGUGAGGGGCAGGGAGCAGACGCGCUUCUGAGGCCAGUGUCCCAAGGAACAUUUUAACCUUCAAUGCUUUAUCGCUCCGGUUCUCCAGGCAGUGGGCUCUGUGGACAGCAGGGCAGGGCGAGGCAGGGAUGAGAGGAGCACCUUUUUAACCCGUCCUUUCCCGGGGCCAGGGGUGGGUGGGAAGGAUGGAAGCAUCCAAAAGCCCAUUUCAAAGCACUUGUGGGUGCGUGUCUCCGAACUGCUGCGUCGCCGGGGAGGGCUGGGCAGGCUCCUGGUGCGGAGGGCAUGGCUGGGGAGAAGGGCUUAUGUACCAAAGGUCCACGCAGAGCUGGUGAGUUCCUGGGGCAUAGGAUGAGGGGUGUCCCCAUGCACGGGGAGCGAGCUGCCUGUCUCUUUGCUGUAGACUCCUGUAAAUACGAAGCUUAGGAAUGACAUUCAAGUCCUGCCUGAUCGAAACUUUUUAUUGUCCUUGAAACAAAAAGACGUUUAAACAAAAACAAAAAAAAAUACAGAAAAAAAAUACAGAAAAAAAAAAAGGAAAAAAAAAAAAAAAGGAAAGAAAAAGAAACCAGAAACAAACAGGGAGCAAGUUCCAGCUUUGAAUGGUUUGCUGCGUGGAAGAGCCCGCGGGAGCGCAGCAUCCGGCCCACACUCAUGUUCUAUAUUGUAAAUAGAGAUGUGACCAGUCCCUGAGGCAGCAGCUGGGGAGCUGGAGGAGAGGGGCAGCGUCCUAGCCGGACUGUAGGGACUUUGCUGUUUCUCAGCCUGGACCUCUUUCUGAACGUUGUCACUGUGCCCACAAGCUGCAGGGUCCCUAGGGACUGCCCGGUGCCAUAGGUGGGGUCUGCUUUGGGGGGGGUUCCCUGGUGGUGGCCCUGCGCCCGGCGGGUGGAGAAGGGUUGGGGAAGCCCCCAGUGAAGGGACCGGCUGGGUCCGGAGAAGCCCUCAGUCUCCACUCUGCUGGCAGGGAGGUCGUCAUCGGCUGCGGUGUCUCAGCCCAUCACCUUGUGCCUCCUCCGGGGCAGGGGAUGCCCGUGAGGCCAGCUGUGCCAUGCCUUUGACCUCCAUCCCAUCCGCCUGUAAGCCACCAUUGCCUUUGUGAGGAGGAGCUUUGUCUCAGGGUCACACCAGGGGCCGCCGAGCCCCUGCCUGCUGGACUCCUGCUGCCCUUAGGCCACAGGGCCACUCUCACGGGGUCCAGCUUUCUCUUCCAUUGUCAAAGGUCCACUGGUCUCCCUGGCAGGUCCCCACUGCCCCGGCAUCCUCGGCUCCCUUGCAGGGCACCCAACCGGGGCAAUGGAGAGGACCCCCUUCUCCCCUCAAGGGACUACCCAGAGGGGGAUGCCUGGGCACUUUCCUGAGCCUCUCUGCUCCCUUGGGAGCUGGGGCACAGCCCUGUUUUGGGGGGGCUCCAUGUGCAGGAGGGGUCCGGGGGACUCGCACCUCAUUCCUGGGUAGCCCGUCCCGAUCCUUCCCUGCCAGGAUGCGGGGAGGGGCUGUGCUGCACCGUUGUUCUUCCCGUAUUCACAUUGAUCGUCUUCAUCUCUGGCAUCUUCCUUAGGGAGCGAGGCCAGUGGUAACUGCAGGACGGUUGCCCCCGUGGCUCAUCUCCGGUCCAUGCGGUCCAUCACCGCGGGGCUAGAGGGUGGCUCUGCUGGGCUCGACCAGCACAGGGACACUGCAGGGACCUGGCACCCGGCUGCUGCGGGUCAGAGACUGCCCUGCCAUAGCUUAGUGCCUGUCGGGGUGCAGCGCGCCAGGGGCUCCCUCUUCCCAGCCUCCUCCCCUCCAGCAUCCCUGUCUCUGAGCAGCUCCUCUCCCUCUGCUUGGGCGGCGGUGGCAAGACACGGGCAGCUCCCCGGUGUGGCUCUGGUUGGCCUGAGGGGACACAGUGCAAGCCGGGUGACAUGAGAAGGGUGGCAGAAGGUGCCUGCUCGCACCCGCUCCCCUGUGCCCCAGCCCUGCUCCUUGCCAUCCCGGGCAGCACCGCAUCGCCUGCAGCCCUGGCACCUCGGGGUGUCACCCGGAGGGGGCAGGACCCUCCUCCCGGCCUCCUGCUGCUGCUCCCUCGAGGCGGGCGCGAUGCUCCGGUGAUGUCCGGCCGGGCAUCCCUGCUCUACCCUUGCCCAUGGUGGCCGCCCGACAGGGUCCGUGUUCCCCUGGUCUGGCUGCCUGAGCAGGUCACGCUCCUGAACUUGUUUUUAUUGUAGCUCUGUAGUUUCAGGGCCAAACUGGGCAGAAUGUGCAAUUUGGCCGCGCUGGCCAGGAUCUUUGACUCCACUGCCAGCUCGACUGCUCACGCCUCCCCUUGGCUCAGGCAGCAGCAGUGUCCAGUGUCCCUCUUGGGGACCCCUUGAGAGAGCAAGACCAGCUUUCACCCCAGCCCCUCGCCUGUGGGUGGGCUCCCUACCUUCUGCUCGGGGUCACAGAGGGACCCUGAAGCUCGAAGCCCCAUGGCUGGAGUUGCUGUCUUGUCUCCUGGAGCGCCUGGCGAUGUUCUCAGUGCAAGGGGGGGUGAGUGCAGAGAGGGGUCCCCGAGGGGCAGGAGGGGUGGGUGCUGGGGGUCUGUGCCAUGGGGAGGGUGGGAAGGGGGGAUGCACAGCAGGAUGGUGGGGUUGGGUCUUUGGAGGGGAGCACAGUGAGGAGAGGGCAAUGGGUAUCAGCAGGGUGGUGGGUAUCUGAGGGAUGGAGAGGGGAUGGGUGUCUAUGGGGAGCAUGGGGGGCUGAGGGUGGGUCUGUGGGGAGAAACAGAGGGGGCACUGGGAGUGGGUCCUGAUUGGGGUGCCAAGGGCUUGAGAGGCUCUGCGGGGUGCAGCAGGGAUGGGUCCCUGGGGAGAUGGAGGUGCUGGGAGAGGGGGUGCUGGGUGUUUGUCCUGGGGUGAAGUUGUCAGUGUCACUGGGGGAGGGCAAAGAAGAGGUGCUGUGGGAAAGAAGCUCAUUUGCACAAUUAUAAGCCAGAAGGAUAAAGCCUCUGUGCACGUGGGGGGAUGACGCUCCCCACGGGCUCCAGUCUAGACAAGCACAGGGAAGAGGAGGGGGGUUGACGCCUCUGCAGAGGGGUUCACUGUAUCUCACACUGCACUAGGACAAGCCAGGGGUAAAACCAAAGGUGGGAGCCAGGGAGCAGGCGGGCUGCGUGGGAAGGAUCUAAGCGACCCCUUUGUAGCUCUUCAGUGUUGGUUCUAUUUAUACGAGAUUUCAUUUCCUUGCUUGUGAUGCCUUGUUUUUUGUACAGUUUUAUGUACAUGCAGGUGUAGCUUUUCUAAAGGAGAAAUCCUAUGGCAGAGUAAAGUACCCAACUAUUUUUCAGAUGGUGACCUAUGUCUAAGGCAAUGCCUCUUGCUAAGGUUGUAUUGCUCUCAAUGUGUGAUGCAUUUCCCUGUGCGGGGAAGGCUUUGGGCCUUGGGCUUAGUUUUCCCCGGGCGCUGUGAGCACAAUUGAUUCCCUUGUAAUUCUUUCUGUUCAGAGCAGUGAGCAUGACACCGUCGUGAUCCCCUUUCCGUUCUCUCCUGUUCUGUUUGUUUGCUGAGCUGUCAGAUGACCAACUCCAUUGUAAUUAGCCCUUCCUAAAGCUUUACAAUAAAAGUGUUGAAAACCCGG